Molecule: messenger RNA, 1357 nt
Organism: Lentinula edodes (shiitake mushroom)
Lineage: Eukaryota; Fungi; Basidiomycota; Agaricomycetes; Agaricales; Omphalotaceae
Exons: 2
Coding region: 1-1083 (360 amino acids)
Source: RefSeq, a predicted model, not a curated record
AUGAAACUAAUGGCGUCAAUCCUGCGCAGAGCCUUGCUCAAUUCAAUUUUGUUCAAAAGUCGUGGUGGUUGGUUCAACCCAGCCCGCGCCGGCCCUUCACUCAUAAAGGCCAAUAGCGCUUACAUCCCUUCUACCAUUUCACCUGUUCAAAAUACUGCUUUUCCUGCCCUUUGCCUGACGGUUGGCAUCUUGCAUCGUUGUUCCAUUGUCCAGCCCUCGGUGAUUCAGUUGGGUAAUGGUCAAACCCGCAUCGUUCGCGAUAUUCAUGUAGAGAGCUUCCAGCAAGAGGCGCAGCGUACUUUUGCUUUCUUUGCCCAUGUCUUCAACUUCAACACUGUUUCUGUCACUGCUGCUGCUGGUGUGGUAACUUAUUCCUCUAUGCAAUUGUUCAAAAACCAAAGGAAAGCCAAUCCAGAUGAUUUCUCUUUCAAACCUGUUCUGAUCUUCAAUGGUAGGCGGUCAUCACAACUGGCCUUCGAAUCCAAUAUAAGCCAGCUACAUGAGAUCGGCAUCAACAGUUAUCCUCUCUAUGAAAACGGUGAUGUCGAUCUCCCAGAAGGUUCCUUGGUGACUGUUGGCUACACUGCUCACACAUACGCUACAAAAAAUCAUUAUCGCAACAUAACAACUGGAUUAUCUUUUGAUCUUGCCUUUGUCGUUCUUAUGGCACUACCACCUCUCGCCCAAAUUCCGCGGCCUGUUCGCACUACUUUCACCUAUCCUUUUGAUGAAGAUUAUGCAUAUUCCACUCCCCGUCGCAAUGCUUCUGCUUUGCCAGCGUCACGAUUUCAGUUCAUGUCUCCUGCUACUUUGCCUAUGCAUACUCCUCAUCGCCAUAAUCAAAGAAGCUUGGUCUCUGCAUCCUCCUUUGAUGCAAAUAUGCAUCCACUAUCUGAUUGUCAACUACCACCAGCCACAUCUUCUCCUCUUCCCCUGUCCCACGAUGAUUUGUCCACCUCCCCUUAUCCCUUAAUCCAUAGUGCCCGUCCCUGCCCAGUGGCAGGUACUGCACAGGAAGCCGAACUUGAAGCAGAGCUUGACUUUGAUGAUGUUCUGUCGCUGGUACAUCCAUCAAACUACUGAUUAUCAUUGUCUAUCUCAUCAUCAUUAUGGGCCGGAAAUGGCCCGGGAUAACUCCGAGAUCCGGAGCCGAGUACUGGCCUGUAGUACACACUGGGAGUGGGACAUCGGUGAAGCUAUUAGCAACACCCUUCACACACUGUUGGUGUCCCCGGGAAUAUAAUGGCAAGGAUAUAAUGUCAAGAUGAGAAGCCUAGUGGGGUUCCUGUGAUCUGGGAGUCCGGAACAGCUCGGAAGCAAAGGUAUUAAAGAGUGGGAUAAGGUGGUACACUUGAUU